Exserohilum turcica Et28A is the source of this 987-nucleotide messenger RNA. RefSeq lists its product as uncharacterized. Lineage: Eukaryota; Fungi; Ascomycota; Dothideomycetes; Pleosporales; Pleosporaceae. The transcript has a single exon. The coding region runs from base 1 to 987 and encodes 328 amino acids. The record is from RefSeq and is a predicted model, not a curated record. Gene Ontology annotation, biological process: fatty acid metabolic process. Gene Ontology annotation, molecular function: NAD+ binding; oxidoreductase activity, acting on the CH-OH group of donors, NAD or NADP as acceptor.
AUGCCUGAAUCAAGAGCAUCCGAGCAUGACUCCGUACUCAGGGUACAAUCGAACAAGGAUAUUCGUAUAGCCUUGAUCGGGACCGGAACAAUUGGCCUCUCCUUCGCAGCGUAUCACCUCUCCCAUCUCCCCAAUGCAUCUCAACUCACCAUCUACGACACGCGACCAAACCUCCCUCAAUACGUCGAAGAAAACCUCGCCAAUUUCUUUACUGAGGUGCCCGCACACGCAGCACUAUCCAAUAUCCGCAUUGCGACGUCCCUGCAAGAAGCCGUCGAGGGAGCUCACAUCAUCCAGGAAUCCGGGCCGGAGAACCUCGACUUCAAGAAGCAGCUUUGGGCCGAAGUCGAGAAGUAUGCACCAGAGGACUCUUUGUUGUGGAGUAGUACGUCGGGAAUUCCUGCGUCUCAGCAGGCACAGGGUAUGAAGGAUAAGUCGAGGUUGUUGGUAGUGCACCCGUACAAUCCACCGCAUAUUAUGCCGCUGCUAGAGCUGGUCCCGUCGCCAGAUACUGCGGAAGAAGUUAUCAAGAGAACGCAAGAGUUCUGGCUUGAGCGCGGAAGACUGCCGAUACAUAUCAAGAAAGAGAUGACGGGUUUUGUCGCGAAUAGACUAGCAUUUGCGUUGUUGCGCGAGGCUGUUCAUCUUGUGAAUGAAAAUGUGGUUUCGGUUGCGGAAUUGGAUAGCAUUGUGGAGAGUAGCAUGGGGCCGCGAUGGGCCGUCGCAGGGCCGUUCAAGAGUUAUCAUGCAGGCGGUGGCCCAGCAGGACUAGAGGGCUUCUUCAAAAAUAUCGGUGGCACGGUGCAAGAUUGCUGGAGCGAUUCGGGCAAGCCCAAUGUUGGUGAGGGGUGGGAGAAAAGUAUCUUUGCGCAAGCACAGGAGAAUUAUGGAAUCAUUGAUACGAGUGAGCGGGAUAGGAUAACAAGAAGGCUCCUCGAGGUUUUGAACGAGGAGAAAGGCAGGACCGCACAAAAUUUCAAGGACUAG